This is a messenger RNA of Sinocyclocheilus anshuiensis, 2289 nucleotides long. Its product is annotated as disrupted in schizophrenia 1 protein-like. Gene Ontology annotation, biological process: cilium assembly; neuron migration. Gene Ontology annotation, cellular component: microtubule organizing center; microtubule; intermediate filament cytoskeleton. NCBI's taxonomy places the organism in Eukaryota, Metazoa, Chordata, Actinopteri, Cypriniformes, Cyprinidae. The coding region runs from base 479 to 2242 and encodes 587 amino acids. The record is from RefSeq and is a predicted model, not a curated record. The transcript is spliced from 9 exons.
GCUCUGGUGUGAAUCAGAGUCAAAUUCCAGCAGACGUCACAGAAACUCCUUCAGGACACGCCAAAUAACGGGACAAAGUGCGGCUGUGAUCCGGCUCUCGUCUGCUUUCUGACAACCCUGUGCUGUGGCUUCAUUUGUCCAGAGGAUAGCGGAAAUAAAACAAAGAACUUAGAAAUAUUGUCUCUGAAUUAAACAGAGGAGCACAAACGCACGCGAGCAUUCUUCGGGUUUCACUCUCACAGGAAACUCGCCCUUUACGUCGCAGAGUUGGAUUUUUUUGUGCAUCUGUUUUAUUCAAACGUCGAUUAGGAUUACAUAUCCGACAACCCAGCUAUCUGCGGAGUGUAAAGUGUAGCCUAAACAAAAUUCAUAUGUGUGAAGGAAAGUGAACGGCGUUCGGCGCACCGGAGAAUGACACGCGCUGAGUUUGGCGUUUAACUAACUAUAUUUUUAGUGGAUUUACUGGUUUCAAACAGUCAUGAUGUUUGCAGGAAUGAUCAGGGUGGAAAACAACUCAAAAACGCACAAAACUGACACCGACUCCACGUGUCACCGGUGCGCUGUGAGGACAGGUGCUGUGAGUCCGACGGCGGCAGCGGGAAGCUAUCGCGGGAGGAGCUUCAGACGCCCGGGAUACAUGUGCUCAGAGCCAUGUGGCUCGUCUACUAAUGAGAACAGUCAAAAGAGUGCUUCGAAAUUACCCAGCAGCCCCAGUGAGCGAUGGCUUAAGGAGGUUUUCAAGAGAGACGACGGCCGGGAUUCUUCCGAAACUCACCGUUUGCAUGACGCCAAGGAAAAUUCCCCAAUGCCGUCGCGCAACGUUUUCAAUUCCAGCUUCAGUUUCAUUCAGCAGUCACUAGAAACUAGUGAUCUAUUAGAUGUGAACACAAACACAUCCGCCAGCAUACAAUCUGAAGGGGACCGACUGAAGUCUGAAACGUCACACUCUGGUGCUUUAGAACCUCACACUGCUUUAGUAGUAAAUCACUUGAGCCAAUCAGAGAUCAGCACUGUUCCGAUUAGCCAAUCAGAACAUGAGGUUUUCUCAUUAAGCAAUUCACCUUGCUCCAUCGGUCAGCCAAAAAGUAUUUUAAUGGACCGAGAGCUGUGGCUAGCAGACCUGGAUGUACAGAUUUCGUCCUCCAUAACGUCUUAUGCGAAAGAAAGCAUCCAGGACUCUGACUCUGGCUCUCUGGACACUGAAGUCACGUCUUCGUUCUCGAUUGACUCGACAGACUCGACCUCGGCCUCCUCAGUUACGUCCGGCUACGACAGCACAACCCCGUCCUCAGAUCAGAGUCGAGACGGUCUGAUAAAGAAGUACGAGGAUGUUCUGCAAGACUGUCUGCAGAACAAUCGCACAAACACCAAGAUCGAGUCCAUAAUGAUGAAGCUUCAGAGACUACAGCACAAAGCGGUUCUGGAUGAUGAUUAUGACACAGCCGAGCGUUUUGGUAAGAAGCUAGAGGAACUGAGGAGAGAGCGAGCGAUGCUUAAGCCUGGUUUACCGUCCAGACAUCCGGAGGUCACUGGAUUUCUAGAGCGUCUCAGAGCAGCCGUUCACAGCGUCAUCCACAGGACAGACGCAAACUGCAGGCAAAAUGGUGAAUUGAGUGCCGAUCAGGGCUCAGGCAGCUCUCAGAGCCGGUUUCCAACACGAGAGAAACUGUUAGAGGAAAAACAAAGGAUUCAGAAGGAGAUGUGUGAUCUUCAGCGGAGGCUGCAGGAGCUGCGGGAGCAGAGCAGAGCUGUGGAGGAGCAUCUGGAGCCCGUCCUCAGAGCCUGUGAUCCGGCUCAGCUGCGGCUGAUGGCUCGAGCGCUGGAGGACAUGAUCAGCUCUGAACACCGGGCGCAGAUCAGUGUGUCUCCACCCGCAGAGAUCGUCAGACUUCAAGAGCAAGAGCGAGCACUGAGAUUAUCCACCAAAGAGGCAACGGCUAAAGUGGUGAUGAGUCAGAGACUGGGCUCUCGUCUGCGACGGAAGGUCAGCGAGGGUGAAACGCAGCUGCUGGCCCUUCAUGAGGCGAAGCUCGCGGCCAUCUCAGGAAAUGACUUCAGCAGUGCGAAGGAACUGAAGGCAGAAAUCAGGAGCGCGUACGGCGAGAGAGAUCGUCUGGAGGGGCUUGAGAGGAAGCUGAAGACUCUGCACAAAGGAAGUGGACGGGAUCUGAGCCGCAUGAAGGAGCAACACAACCAGAUCAAACUGGAGCUGCAGGAGAGAGAAGCCCAGUACGGUGAGUAACACGGCCUUAAUAAAGACUCAAGACCAGUUGGUUUCUGCUGACACAG